Tripterygium wilfordii is the source of this 981-nucleotide messenger RNA. RefSeq names its product superoxide dismutase [Cu-Zn], chloroplastic. Lineage: Eukaryota; Viridiplantae; Streptophyta; Magnoliopsida; Celastrales; Celastraceae. The record is from RefSeq and is a predicted model, not a curated record. Gene Ontology annotation, biological process: removal of superoxide radicals. Bases 87 to 734 code for a protein of 215 amino acids. Gene Ontology annotation, molecular function: superoxide dismutase activity; copper ion binding. The transcript is spliced from 8 exons.
GUAAAAGCGAGCUAUCUAGAGAACACCUCACCAAAACCUCGCCCACAUUAUCUCAUCAUCUCCAGCAAUCCGAAGUUCGAGCAUCUAUGGUAGCCAUGGCUGCACACGCAGUCGUCACGACCUCUACCUCGCGCACUCUUCUCUCUCCUCUUUCCAACCAUAAUCCGCCUCUCGGCACUUCAUUUCAUGGAGUCUACCUGAGGCUCCCUCGCCAAUCACUGUCUCUCUCUGCCUCUACUGUUAGGAAACCACUCACCGUCGUUUCUGUCACCAAGAAAGCUGUCUCGGUUCUCAAGGGGAACUCUGAAGUUGAAGGCGUGGUUGUCUUGACCCAAGAAGACGAUGGUCCUACAACAGUGAAUGUUCGUGUAACUGGACUAACACCAGGGCCUCAUGGAUUCCAUCUCCAUGAGUACGGUGACACAACUAAUGGCUGCAUAUCCACAGGAGCACAUUUCAAUCCUAACAACUUGACACAUGGUGCUCCUGAGGAUGAAAUCCGUCAUGCGGGCGACCUGGGAAACAUUGUUGCCAAUGCCGAGGGGGUGGCAGAAGCAACUAUUGUUGAUACACAGAUACCACUGAGUGGUCCCAAUGCAGUGAUUGGAAGAGCACUUGUGGUCCACGAGCUUGAGGAUGACCUUGGAAAAGGCGGGCAUGAACUUAGUCUGACAACUGGCAAUGCAGGUGGAAGAUUGGCUUGUGGCGUGGUUGGCUUGACUCCUCCAGUAUGAAGGCAACUGUUAAGUUAUGAAUCUCAGGCUGUUUACGCUAUUCUAUGUAGUCUAUCGAUGACUUUCUCAUGUGGAACUGAAUGUUAUUCAUGAAGCUAUGGGUAGAUGCAAAACUGGUAGUCUGGACUCAGGAUGGUAUUUGUGCAUGACUUUUCAAUGUGGAUUAUGCUGUCACUAUGUAUUGAAUUCACCAAGGUUUGUUGGUUACAUGUUACACUCACCCGAAUGGCGGGUAUUCAUCAUCGUA